GGCCAGUAUUGGGAAAGUUUGGGACAACACGGAUUAGCGGAGACGGCGCACCGAAAAGCAUCGCUAUUAAGUACAGAGAUACUAGGGCCUGAGCAUCUCUUUACGCUGACGAGUAUGAACAACUUAGCGUUGGUACUUAAUAGCCAGGGAAAGUGGAAGGAGGCUGAGGCAAUAAACCAGCAAACACUAGCGCGAUAUGAGAAGGUGCUCGGGACUGAGCAUCCCUCUACGCUAACAAGUAUGAAUAACUUAGCAGGGGUUCUAAGUAGCCAGAAAAAGUAUAAGGAGGCUGAAGAAAUGAACUGGCAAACACUAGUGCUGCGAGAGAAAGCGCUAGGGCCUAAACAUCCAGACACGCUAACUAGUAUGGGCAAUUUAGCGUGGGUGCUAAGUAGCCAAAAUAAGUACAAAGAGGCUGAGGCAAUAAACCGGCAGACGUUGGCGCUGCGAGAGAAGGUAUUAGGGCCUGAG
Exserohilum turcica Et28A is the source of this 471-nucleotide messenger RNA. RefSeq lists its product as uncharacterized. The transcript has a single exon. The record is from RefSeq and is a predicted model, not a curated record. Gene Ontology annotation, molecular function: protein binding. Lineage: Eukaryota; Fungi; Ascomycota; Dothideomycetes; Pleosporales; Pleosporaceae. The annotation marks the transcript as partial.